AAAAAAAAGAGAUCGGCAAAAGCACCGGCCAAGAAAAACACACAAAAUCCGAUGACCGGAAAAUCUCAUCACACAAUCCUAUUACUGCGAGUAUAGCCCACAGGUGACAGUGUACACGGUCCACACCAACGGUAUCAUCAGCAUUCUCGUACAACUACGUCUGAGAGGAGAAAUUCUUUGAAACACGGUUGGACGGCCGAGAUGGUGCUCGGCAUCACGUGGUCUGUGCCCACCAGGCACUGAAAAAUUUCUCCUCAUUACAGUUAAAGAGUCCUAGGGUUUUCUUGCUUCCCCAGUUGAUCAUCCAAUAGCAGAUUACCAGAGUUAUGGGUGGAUCUGAGUUCAUGUGGAUUGGGAUGGCGAUUCUUCUUCUGCAGUUGAUUCCAGGAAUUCUGGGUUGGGGAAAGGAUGGUCACUAUACUGUAUGCAAGAUUGCCCAGGGAUAUCUUUCUGAAGAUGCUUCACUCGCGGUGAAUGAAUUACUUCCUCGUUCUGCUCAAGGCGAUCUUGCUUCUGUUUGCUCGUGGGCUGAUGAGAUUCGGUUCCAUUACCACUGGAGUGGACCUUUACACUAUAUUGAUACCCCUGAUUUCAGGUGUAACUAUAAUUACAGCCGGGACUGCCAUAAUUCAGCUGGACAAAAAAACAUGUGUGUCUCUGGAGCAAUUAACAACUAUACUAUGCAACUUAUGUCAGGUUAUAAGGACUCCAAUACGGAAAGUAAAUACAACUUGACAGAGGCUCUUAUGUUCUUAUCACAUUUCAUUGGGGAUAUCCAUCAGCCUCUUCAUGUUGGUUUCACCGGAGAUGAAGGUGGGAACACCAUCACUGUCCGUUGGUAUCGGAGGAAGACCAAUUUACACCAUGUAUGGGACAAUAUGAUCAUUGAAUCUGCUGUGAAGAUGUUUUAUGGUUCAGAUCUUUCAAUGAUGAUACAAGCUAUUCAAAGGAACAUCACGGAUGGUUGGUCCGAUGACAUCUUACCUUGGGAGAGUUGCUCACUUGAUCAGACAGCAUGUCCAGACUCAUAUGCAUUUGAAAGCAUUAAUUUGGCCUGCAAGUUUGCCUACAGAAAUGCCACACCAGGAAGCACUCUAGAAGAUGAUUACUUCCUCUCUCGGCUGCCUGUUGUGGAGAAGAGACUAGCUCAAGGUGGGGUCCGCUUGGCUGCAACCCUUAACCGUAUCUUUGCGUCACAGCCAUCGAUUUCACAAGAAUGAAAUAUAGCGAUAGAUGAGGAAUUUCAGCGUCAAAGAGAAUGAAGAUAAGAGGGAUGAUAGAGAAUGAAAUUUUGGUUAUGUCACACCAACUGGGCCCACUCUGCAAUUUUGAAGUUCCCCACAAGUCAACAUCUCUCAUCUAGUCAUCUACCUAACUUCCUUCUUGAUCCCCUGGAAAGUCAUCAUUUUCUGAAAGCCAAGCAAUGUACAUCAUUACCGCCUGCAUGACUCAACUUUGUUUCUUUAAUUUAAUAUCUGGGAUUCGUAUGUAAUUCUGGAAUAUGCCCACCUUGCUUCUGUUUACAAGCAACUUUGGGGAUAGUUUUGUACUUCACUCCAUGCAAAUACUUUAUUAAUGUCAUAUAUAUAUGAAGUCCAUAAUGAUUUGUCAUUGCA
Messenger RNA from Rhododendron vialii, 1616 nucleotides. RefSeq names its product endonuclease 4-like. The coding region runs from base 327 to 1220 and encodes 297 amino acids. Gene Ontology annotation, biological process: DNA catabolic process. Lineage: Eukaryota; Viridiplantae; Streptophyta; Magnoliopsida; Ericales; Ericaceae. Gene Ontology annotation, molecular function: nucleic acid binding; endonuclease activity. The transcript is spliced from 10 exons. The record is from RefSeq and is a predicted model, not a curated record.